Molecule: messenger RNA, 4765 nt
Organism: Ictalurus punctatus (channel catfish)
Lineage: Eukaryota; Metazoa; Chordata; Actinopteri; Siluriformes; Ictaluridae
Gene: ddr2a
Product: discoidin domain receptor tyrosine kinase 2a
Exons: 18
Coding region: 463-3042 (859 amino acids)
Biological process (GO): positive regulation of kinase activity; protein phosphorylation; cell surface receptor protein tyrosine kinase signaling pathway
Cellular component (GO): membrane; signaling receptor complex
Molecular function (GO): protein tyrosine kinase collagen receptor activity; ATP binding; collagen binding
Source: RefSeq, a predicted model, not a curated record
AAAAGUUCUCUGAUUGGCCACUGGACUCUGACUUAAUUGAAACCUUCUGUAUGGCAUAUGGAAUUCUGGGACUUUGGCGUGUACCCAAGAAUCCUCAGAAUGUUAGUUUCUCUCUCUCUCUCUCUCUCUCUCUCUCUCUCUCUCUCUCUCUCUCUCUCUCUCUCUCUCUUUCUCUCUUUCUCUCUCUCCAGAGCUGUCUUACAUCAGCCCAGUGUGCCUGGAUAUGAGGUCUAAGUGAGUAUAGAGAGAAAGGAACAGCCUGGAUUUUACUUUGGUUUUCUUUCUCACUGGUUGGAAUUAACAUCUCACUGGACAAAUGGUUUAAGAGAAGCAGGAUUCAAACAAGCCUAAAGUCUCUGCUUUGAGCAGAUAUUUCAUUGAAGCAGUUAAUAUUUGAGGAGAACCUAUAAAAUCACCAGCCACCUCCAUCAAGAAGUAUGAAAAUCUGUCUAAACUACAGGAAUGAAGGCCAGGUCUCGAUUUGAAAUGAACCACCUUUGGAAGAUCAUCUUUCCCCUAUCGCUUCUUCUGUACCUCUCAGGGAAUGUAAAGUCCCAAGUAAAUCCAAGUGUGUGUCGAUCCCCUCUAGGGAUGUCUGGAAGACAGAUCUUAGACGAAGACAUUUCAGCUUCAAGUCAGUGGUCUGAGUCAACAGCAGCAAAAUAUGGCAGACUGGACUCAGAGGAAGGGGAUGGUGCGUGGUGUCCAGAGAGCAUGAUUGAUCCAGAGAACAUGAAUGAGUUUUUGCAGAUUGACCUUCGCUCUCUGCACUUCAUCACCCUGGUGGGAACUCAGGGCCGACAUGCGGGGGGCAUCGGGAAUGAGUUUGCCCAGACCUACAAGAUCAAGUACAGCCGUGAUGGCAGCCGCUGGAUCUCCUGGCGCAACCAGCAAGGGAAGGAGGUAAUUGAGGGCAACAGGAAUGCCUAUGAUAUUGUGCUCAAGGACCUGGAGCCGCCCAUCAUUGCACGCUUUGUGCGCUUCAUGCCCGUCAUCGACCACUCCAUGAACGUGUGUAUGCGUGUAGAGCUCUAUGGCUGCGAGUGGCUAGAUGGUCUGGUGUCGUACAAUGCUCCGCUCGGCCAGGAGAUGAUCCUCAAUGAUCAGGAGGUUUACCUCAAUGACUCUGUGUAUGACGGUGCCAUAAUUUACAGUAUGACAGAAGGGUUGGGCCAGUUGACGGAUGGUAUGUGUGGUCUGGAUGAUUUUACUAUCAGUCAUGUGUGGCCUGGCUAUGACUAUGUGGGCUGGACCAACGAGAGCUUCCCCAAUGGAUAUGUAGAGAUCAUGUUUGAGUUUGACCGAACACGCAACUUCACCACUAUGAAGGUGCACUGCAACAACAUGUUCUCUCAGAGAGUGAAGGUCUUCCAGAAGGUGGUGUGUUAUUUCCGCUCGGACUCGGACUGGGAGCCGACACCCGUGUCUUUUAGUCCUGUGAUGGACGACGUCGACCCCAGCGCUCGAUUCGUUACGGUCUCGCUCCAAAACCACAUGGCUAGUGCCAUCAAGUGUCAGUAUUACUUCUCUGACAUGUGGAUGUUGUUCAGUGAGAUCACCUUUCAAUCAGAUACAGCAAUGUACAACACAACUCUGCCCCCCCCCAUGCCCAGUGCUCCACCCAACCCCCCACCAGGGGAUAACCCCGUUCACAAAGUAGACGACAGCAACACUCGAAUUCUGAUCGGCUGUUUGGUGGCCAUUAUCUUCAUCUUGGUGGCCAUCAUCAUCAUCAUACUCUGGAGACAGGUCUGGCAGAAGGUGUUGGAGAAGGUCUCUCGGAGGAUGCUUGACGAUGAGCUAACUGCCAGUCUUUCAAUCCAGAGUGAGGCCUUCAGCUGUAACAACAACCUGACCUCCUCAGUAGCCAGCGAGCCGGAGUCCAGCUCCACCUACGAGCGCAUCUUUCCGCUCGGAGCAGAUUACCAGGAGCCCUCACGCCUCGUCCGCAAGCUGCCCGACGUCUCCCAGGUCUCAGAGGACACUGCAUCCAAGUCCCCUCAGUCCAACACUCAAGAAGGAGUUCCCCAUUACGCCGAGGCUGACAUCGUCAAUCUGCAAGGAGUAACGGGAGGAAACACCUACGCAGUGCCAGCUGUCACUAUGGACCUUCUGUCAGGAAAGGACAUCCCUAUAGAAGAAUUUCCUCGAAAACUGUUCACAUUUAAGGAGAAGCUUGGAGAGGGCCAGUUCGGAGAGGUGCAUCUUUGUGAAGCAGAAGACAUGGAGGAGUUCAUGGCUAAAGACUUCUCAUUUGACGUCAGCGAGAAUCAAACAGUACUUGUGGCUGUAAAAAUGUUACGAGCCGAUGCAAAUAAAAAUGCCAGAAAUGACUUUUUGAAAGAGAUAAAAAUAAUGUCGCGGUUGAAAGAUCCCAACAUCAUCCGGCUGCUAGGGGUGUGCAUGAGCUCGGACCCCUUGUGCAUGAUCACUGAGUACAUGGAGAACGGGGACCUCAACCAGUUCCUGUCCCGUCAUGAAGCAGAGGGCAUGAUCGCCCUUCUCAGCAACGCACCAACAGUCAGUUAUAGUAACCUGCAGCACAUGGCCACCCAGAUCGCUUCAGGCAUGAAGUACCUCUCAUCACUGAACUUUGUGCACCGAGACCUCGCCACCCGAAACUGCCUGGUGGGCAAGAACUAUACCAUUAAGAUCGCUGACUUUGGCAUGAGCAGGAACCUGUACAGCGGAGAUUACUAUCGCAUCCAGGGCCGGGCUGUGCUACCCAUCCGCUGGAUGUCCUGGGAGAGCAUCCUCCUGGGUAAAUUUACUACCGCCAGUGAUGUUUGGGCGUUCGGUGUGACUCUCUGGGAGACGCUGACAUUCUGCAAGGAGCAACCGUACUCACAGCUCUCAGAUGAGCAGGUCAUUGAAAACACCGGCGAGUUCUUCCGGGACCAGAGGCGACAGAUCUACUUGCCGCAGCCGCCCAUGUGUCCCGACCCCGUCUACAAGCUCAUGUUGAGUUGCUGGCACAGGAACGCCAAAGAGAGACCGUCUUUCCAGGAGAUCCAUCGAAUACUGCUGGAGAAUACGCCUUAAUGUCUGCACCUGUGCCAAAAGCAGCACUUCCAGAGACGCUUUAUUGUGCCAGCAGGACAGACAAACCACACACACACACACACACACACACACACACACACACACACACACACAGUGGUUUAAAAGGGUACCCAGUUGAGUAAAGCCAACAUGGGAAUAUAUAUAUCGUCAUACAUAGACAUAGACGAUUAUGAGGCUAAAAUGUAGCAGUGAGUUCAGGCACUUUUGAUCAAGAAAAAUGAUUUGAUAUUUGUUUUUUGUUUUAUUUUUAAUUUUGUUUUGGCAUUUGUUCAUUCCUCACUCAAAAAAAAAAGCUCAAAACAAUAUAGUCAUUAAAUUGAAUACAUUUCAUUUCAAGUUAAUUUAGUGCAAUUAAAUAAAAGAAGUAGAAAUGUAAUGACACAAGAACACGUUUAAUUUUUUUUUUCUUCCAAUAUCUUAAAUCAGAAGACAGCUUGAAUGUAAAUAAGAAUUUCAGUUUCUUUUUUAAAAUAAGUCAGAUUUGUAAUUUUUUUUUUUUUUGGUCACAUUUAUGCUCAUAUCAGUCGUCAAGAGAGUAUCGCGAGGAUUAUACAAAACAGUUUAAAAGGCUCUUUCGUACACUUAAUAACCACUUUCAAAGAAGUGGGUAAAACCCAAGCAUGCGUGGACCUGUCAUUUUCAAAAUACCAAUGUUGAUAUGUUUUUGUUUUUAGAUUUGUCAUUUUUUGCAAAUAUGUGAUUUUGCCGAAAGUUUUUGUGUGUUCAAUUAUGUGAAAACUAUUGUGUUCGUAUCUGUAUGUAUUACACCAUAGUUUUUAUUCUAUUUCACCUUUUAGAUGGCAUUUAAUGCUUCCAAGUGUGAAGUAAAAGUAGUUAUUCUUAUUAUUUUUUACAUUAAUUAGGAUGAUGAUCUGUUGUGUCAGAUGCCAAUUUAAGGCCAUUCAUUUCGCUUUGCUUUUUAAUGUUAUCAUUUCACCAUAUAUCUAUUCUUUUUUAUUUUAUUUUAUUUGAUAUGUUUUUAUAUUUUGUAUCUAGGUAUGUCAUGAUAACUAUGCAAACAAUUUUUUAGCAAAUAAAACCAAAUUAAUGUUAUAUAAGAAAAAAUAUAAGCUACGUUUCACUUGUAUGUUAACUUGAACGUAUUAUAUAUUUGGUAUAAACAAUGUAUAAAUAAUAAGUGCUUGUAAAUAGCUGAAAUUUAAAAAUCUGUUUGGGUAAAUACUGGAUUCGUAAUGUAGAGAUUGCUUUGAUGGAGUUGCUAUGGAUACGGGAAGUGAUGUGGGAUGCUAAAAGCGCUGCACAUGCAAAGAUCAGUUUGUAUACUGUAUUAAACAGUGAUGUUGCUUCUCAUCUAGAUUUAGAUGUAAUUAAUAUAAAGGAUGAUAUAAAAUGUAAUGUUUGUGUUUAUUGCUCCGUGUAUGACAUGGGUUGUGUUGUAGGUUGGUUUUGGAUGGCCUUCGGUCUGGUCAGUUGGAUUUUUGGUGUAACUGUCAGUGAAAGGUUUGACGUAGAGGUUCACACAUAACAGUAACCAGUUUUCUCUACUUAUAUGAUAAACGUCCUGUUUGUUAUUUAACUGUGCCCCAGCUACUGUUGGGCUAGUGUUAGUGUCUUGACUCUUUGUGUCCAUGUAUGUCUAAUGUUAUAAUUGAUUAUUGCUUUAUUAUUUUAUUAUAUCAAAUAUAUUUUCACCAACUCCUGCUUUCUCCAAAUGGAAAAAUAAAAUUAACACAGCAUAUGA